Physella acuta is the source of this 1108-nucleotide messenger RNA. RefSeq lists its product as uncharacterized. NCBI's taxonomy places the organism in Eukaryota, Metazoa, Mollusca, Gastropoda, Physidae. Gene Ontology annotation, molecular function: protein binding. Gene Ontology annotation, biological process: positive regulation of protein ubiquitination. The record is from RefSeq and is a predicted model, not a curated record.
ACUUUAGGAAUUUAAAAAUGUAAAACAGAGUUACCCUGCAACCACCAAGAAUCCUGGGACCACAUUAGAACGUCGUGAGUCUGGUUGUAGCUUUUCUUUCGUGGUGGUCCUCUACUGACACAUCAUGAGCAGCGAGUGGUCUAGUGAAGGGUACUUUCAUCUAAACAAACGUUUUAAGCCUGACACCGAUGACACAAUAUUGAAUGUAGACAACCUUGACAGCUCAGGCGAAAAUCGUACCGAGCAAGGUUUGUUUACAGGGAUUGACUGGAGCCGUCUACCUUACCUGGUCUUGGUUCAAGUCUUCCAACACCUGGACAACCCAGACAGGUACCACGCUGCUCUCACGUGUAAAUCCUGGCUACUGACACUCUCUAGUCCAGCCGUGUGGCGCAAGGGACACUUCAAGUUAAACACCAAAUACGAUGAAUAUUUGCUCAUUUUCAUCAGAAGGAUGGGGAAAUCUUUUCUGCACAUUAGAGCCGAUUGUGCAAGAGCGCAGAAAGCUGGAGACAUCAGCUAUAGCAUAAGAUUCUUGUACCAGUUUAUCGAAGCUCUACUGACCACUAAAAACCAGCAACUGGUAACUCUCAGCCUGACUGGCAUGGAGAUGUGGAAAUCAUCCUGCGUUCACCACAAGUGGGAGAUGGUAAAAAAACUGGCCAUAAUAAUAGAACACCAGCGAAAUCUUCAAGUACUGGAUCUCAGCCACGCUGAAUUAAAUAAAGAUCAAGGUAUCCGGUUGCUAGAAGCUGCAGCCAGCCAUCGGUGCCACAAGACCAUCCACACCCUGGACAUUGACCGGCUCAUUCACUAUACGCAGUCAAUGGAUGUCAGUACUGAUAAAAAAUUUUAUCGUUGCAUGUCCCGUCUUAGCAACUUAUCAGUAUUGAAGCUGUACCAGCUCUACAUGUCAGACAACCUGCUGUACCUGCUAGCUAAGACAACCAGAAACAGCCUGCGGUUGAUCUCUAUCACGGAGGAUCAUUGCAUAUUAAACCAUCCUCCAACUACCAGUACAGCCUGGCAGUAUUUGACGUCUGCUUGUGCAAAUCUCAAAGUUGAAGUUUUCAUCAACCCAAGAACGGUGAGCUCACCAAGCAGCUAG